This is a messenger RNA of Corticium candelabrum, 2773 nucleotides long. RefSeq lists its product as uncharacterized. The transcript is spliced from 7 exons. NCBI's taxonomy places the organism in Eukaryota, Metazoa, Porifera, Homoscleromorpha, Homosclerophorida, Plakinidae. Bases 1 to 2595 code for a protein of 864 amino acids. The record is from RefSeq and is a predicted model, not a curated record.
AUGUCUGGGCGCCGCAGUGGUUUCUCAGCUUCUGUGUGUGCUUCGGAUUUGGCCGGGCGAUUUUUGUCAGAAACAACGGCUGACGAGGUUUCUGACGAGGCCGACGUAUAUUUCACGUCGGACUCGUCACCGGACGACGAUGCGACGGAGGACGAGGAAGAUCUUCACGUUGGCGAAGAUAGCGAUGACGCUACGCUCUCUCCGGACGAAGCUGUUACGCUCUACGAGGAAGAUCUUCCCGUUCACGUUGACAGCGAUGACGACACUUUCUCUUGUUCACCUCAACAGCAUUCUUCGCCACCUGCUCCAUCUCUCUCUACUACACCACCUCCAGUUCUACCACCUUCCAGCCCAUCUUGUCUUACUUCUUCAUUGUCGUCAACAUCACGUCCUCGUCGUUCUCGUCAGCCACGUCAACGGCCAAAUCCUCGGCCGCAAGCCACCCGUCGUCAGCCUCAACAACAGCAGUCUCAACAACAGCAGUUGUCUGAUUCCGAGCCUGAGCCAGCCGAACACACAGAUCGCUGCACUGAUCCACUGAACUUCCAGGAGUUGUCUCAUUAUCCACCUAUUGAUAAUUAUCAAUUAAAUUUAUCAUCAUUUGUACCAUCGAGGCAACCUGGAUUCUACCCUCCUCCAACGUAUCCAACCGACGCCCUUGGAGUCUUCAAACUGUUCUUCACCGAUGAAAUGCUAGAGACUAUCAGAAUAAACAGCAACAUCAACGGUGAAGGCAGUUGCAAAAAGAGCUACCGAGGAAAAUCAGGAGGGCGCCAAGGGGAGGUUAGUUUUCGUUCAGUGACGCUUGCGGAGAUGAACUCAUUCUUAGGGCUCAUAAUAUACAUGGGAAUUGUAAAGGUUCCUGAGCUCUCUGAAUACUGGUCCACAACCUUUCCAUUUCACGGAUUGUGGGCCAGACGGUUCAUGUCUUGCAAUCGUUUUGUCGCUAUACUAUCGGUCCUGCAGUUGGAGAAUCCUCGCACUGACAAGGACCGAGGGGCUGACCCAUUGAGAAAAGUCAGAGGCCUCGUUGAGGCCAUGCGUCUUAAUUGCAUCAAAUAUGGUCAGCCCCAUGCCCGUGUCGCACUUGACGAGCGAAUGGUCAAAGCCAAGGGCAGUUUUGGCUUUAGGCAAUACAUAAAAAACAAGCCCGUCAAGUGGGGGGUGAAGUUGUAUUGUGUAUGCGAUUCCAUCUCUGGCUACACAUACAACUUCGAGAUAUACACGGGCAAAGAGCGACAAUCAUCAGAUGCGGCGACGACAGCAGCAAGAGUAGCAGCAACUACAUUAACAGCAGCAAUGACAACAGCUGCAACAACAUCAGCUGCAACAACAACAACUGCAGCAACAACGUCAGCUGCAACCACAACACCAUCGGCUGGCUCGGCUCGGAAGCGACAGAAGACGACACGUCAGGCAGCGGAUGACACAAGCGUGAUCCAUCAUACAGUCAUGCGUAUGAUGGAUCCACUCCUUGAUCAGGGGUACACCGUAUACACCGAUCAAUACUAUACAUCGGGACCUCUGUUCAAGGAGCUUUACAGUCGGGGUACAAUGGCCUGUGGUACAGUCCAGAUAAACAGGAAGGGUGUUCCUAACGAACUGAAGAACACGCGAGAGUUUGGAAGAUUUCCAAGAGGUUCAUUUCGUUACGAACGCGACGGUCCACUCUGUACCAUCCAAUGGGUGGAUCGCAGCGUAGUCACACUAAUGAGCACCCUUCAUUCUGGACACCGUUAUACUCCUUGCACCAGAUUUACCAAGGAUCGUGCAAAGUAUGACGGGAACCACAGGAUCACCAUUUCCAGACCUGAGGCUAUUGGUGACUAUAACAUCCAUAUGGGCGGGGUCGACAAAUCCGACCAAAUGAUAAAGUACUAUGAAGUCCUGCACAAGAGCCUCAAGUACUGGAAGAAGAUCUUUCUGCACAUGAUUGACUUAGCCGUGUUCAACAGCUACAUCAUGUUUACUGCCCUUCAACAAGAACAUCCUCAAGAUCCACUUCUCCAGAGGAAAGGGCAGUAUACGCAGAGAGUCUUCAGGUGUGAGCUUAUGCGAGGGUUGGCUGGAAUCGAUGUUAACGAACCUGUACCACAGUAUCGUACAAGAAGAAAAAGAUUGGUACAGGUUCAUCCACAACAACACGAAAAACAACAUCAACAACAAAUGCAACUUCGACAAGACGUACAAACACAACAACAACAAAUGCAUCAACAACAUCAGCAAGACAUAGAAACACAACUACAACGAAUGCAUCAACAACAUCAACGAGACAUACAAACACAACAACAACAAAUACAAGCACAACAACUAAUACAACAACAACAACAAAUACAACAACUCUUACAACAGCGACAACAACAACAACAACAAAUACAACAACUCUUACAACAGCAACAACAACAUGCACACGAACAGCCAAACCCUCGGCAUAGCUCACACAUCCCCGUUAUAGCAGAGCGGGUAGUACGUUGCAUUGUCUGCUAUUCGGAAGGCAGAAAAAACACCAGGACCCGUUAUCGGUGUCAAGAAUGCAACGUACCCCUCUGCGUGUCAUCCGCUGACAGACAGUGCUUUAGGAAUUAUCAUUCGUAACUGUACAUAUUUGUUUAUAUAUUUGUAUAUAUAUAUUUGUAUAUAUAUAUAUAUUUGUAUAUAUGUAUUAUUAUUGUAUAUAUAUAUAUAUCUACUUGAUCUUCUGUAGAGAUUCAAUUUUUUUAUAUGUAUAUAUGUUCUAUGUUAUUAAUUUUAUGCUGUACAUAUGCUGUUUUCA